This is a messenger RNA of Cyprinodon tularosa, 3009 nucleotides long. Its product is annotated as podocan-like. Gene Ontology annotation, molecular function: protein binding. Lineage: Eukaryota; Metazoa; Chordata; Actinopteri; Cyprinodontiformes; Cyprinodontidae. The coding region runs from base 161 to 2281 and encodes 706 amino acids. The record is from RefSeq and is a predicted model, not a curated record. The transcript has 6 exons.
UUUCCCUCCCCUUUCUCCCUCUGUCUCUCCAUCAAUACUCAACACUCCUCCCACUCUUUCCUUCUUUCUCUCUGAUUUUCUCCAGAGACUUUCAGUGUUUGAACACCACAUUGUUCUUACCGCUUGGCCCUCCACUCAAAAAAAGAGAAACACAGAAGCCAUGUUUCCCCUACGUGUCACCGUCCUCUUAAUUCUAUCCAACCUUGCCCUGUGCCAGUAUUAUGAUUACGACUACCAGCCUGUUUCCAUGCUUGGACCAUCAGGGCCAAACUGCAAUCAAGAAUGCGAUUGCCCAAUCAAUUUUCCAAGCGCAAUGUAUUGUGAUAACCGCAAGCUUAAGUUUGUCCCUAUAGUUCCAUCUGGCAUCAAGUACCUGUAUCUCCAGAACAACCUCAUUGAAGAGAUAAAGGCUGGAGUUUUUGAUAAUGUUACUGACACCCUGCGCUGGCUGGUGCUUGAUCAUAAUAUGAUAACCAAUGCUAAGAUAGAGAAAGGCACAAUCGACAAACUAUCGGCCCUGGAGAAGUUCUUCUUCAGCAACAAUGAAAUCACAGAGGCAAUUAUCCCUCCAUCAAAGUCCCUUGAAGAGCUGAAGAUGAUGCACAACAAGUUGUCCAAGUUUCCCUCUGGACGCUUGACUGACAUGGAGAAUUUGACCUCUAUUAGUCUUCAGCACAAUGAGCUGACUUCUGAGUCCAUUGCAGAUGCAUUCAAAGGGCCAAAGAAGCUGUUGUCAUUGGACCUGAGUCAUAACAAGCUGAAGAAGCUGCCGGCAGGAGUCCCUACUUCACUGGAAAUACUCUAUGCUGAUUAUAAUGAGAUUGACAAAAUCGGAGCAGGGUAUCUGAAAAAGCUUCCUAACCUUCGUUACCUGAGGGUUUCCCACAACAAACUGCAGGAUUCUGGGAUUCCCUCUGGAGCUUUAAAUGUGACUUCACUCGUGGAGCUGGAUCUUUCAUUCAACAAACUGCAGUCAAUCCCUGAGAUCAACGAGCAGCUGGAGCAGCUCUAUCUCCAGGCCAAUGAGAUUAGCAAGUUUGACUUGGCGAGUUUCUGCAAGUUCACUGGACCCCUGAACUAUUCACGCCUCAAACAUCUGCGUCUGGAUGCCAACAACAUCACACACAGCGACAUGCCUGCUGAAUCCGCAAACUGCCUGCGUCAAGCUUCCGAUAUCAUGUUUACCACGCUUAAUCAUUUCCCAACGAAGGACGCUACAAAGAGAAACUUUGAAGAAUUAAAGGUUGACAUGGCUACCCUCCAGGAGCUUUUCAGUAUUUUGUGCCUGAUAACUCUAGUUGUCAGCCAGGACAUGCCUUACGAGGAACUUCUUGCCCAGAUCCAAGCCUGUCCAAAGGAGUGCAGCUGUCCCCCAAACUUCCCCCGUGCAGUGUACUGUGACAACAAAGGGCUAAAGAGCUUCCCUAAAAUCCCCCCCUACACAUGGUAUCUCUAUCUGCAGAAUAAUCUACUUGAAACAGUGCCAACAGAUGCGCUGCAGAAUGCAACGCAGCUGCGCUGGCUGAACCUAAACCGCAACAAAAUUACAAGUGACGGAGUAGACAAAGGUGUCCUGGGUACAAUGAAACACCUGGCUCACCUAUAUAUGGAUGAUAACCUGCUGUCCACUAUACCAUCUCCACUCCCAGUCAGCCUUGAGCACUUACGUCUCUCUCGCAAUCGCAUCUCCAAAAUUCCUGCUGGAGUGUUUGUUGGUAUGGAUAAGGUAAAUUUGCUAGAUCUCCAGGGGAACAAGCUGAUGGAUGAUGCUGUCACUGAAGUGAGCCUAAAAGGUCUUACCAACCUGGUUCAAAUCAAUCUUGCUAAGAACCAGCUCAGUAAUAUGCCCCUUGGACUGCCACCCACAACCACCCAGCUUUUUCUAGAUGGUAACAACAUUGAAAAAAUUCCUGCUGACUACUUCAAAGGUUUGCCAAAAAUGGCUUUUCUAAGGCUCAACCACAACAAACUUGGCAGCGGUGGUGUUCCAAAAGAUAUUUUUAAUAUCUCCAGUAUGCUGGACCUACAACUGUCUCACAAUCAACUGACAGAAGUCCCAUUCAUUCCGUCAGGCCUUGAACACCUUUACCUGGACCACAACAAGAUUGCAAGUGUGAAUGGCUCCUCAGUAUGUCCCAUCUCUUUUGAUUCUCUGGAUGACUCCGUGAAUGAAAGUCUGCCAAAACUGCGUUAUCUCCGACUGGAUGGCAAUGAGAUCAGUCCACCAAUUCCCAGGGAUGUGGUCAUGUGCUUUCGUCUCCUUAGGUCUAUUGUUAUCUAACCACAAAGCAACUACGUAAAUGUUGCAUGCUAAUUUGGUAAUUCACAACUAUUGAAAGGACGUUGAUGUUUUUCCAAUAUAUGAGAAUUGCAAAGUUUAAGCUAACAUCAAGUUUUUCAUUGUUACAUCUUGGGAAGCCUUUGAAGUGGAACAGGAAUUAAAUCUAAAAGAAACACACUGAUCAAUAGUUGUUCUUGAUAUAAAAUUUGCUGACCACUAGUUGUGCCUUAUGUCAGUGAAAAAUAAACUGUGUGUAGACUUCUAAACUUAAAGAUAGUACAGUCUAACAAGUGUAAAUAAAUACAGGAAGCAAACUGUAUGUGUUAAUGGAAUGUCUAGAGAUUUCGGACUGAUUUUUUUAAAUUGCAAAAUCUCCAUAUUCUUAUUUUUCUUUUGCUAUUUUGUAUUUGUAGGCAGAGGCUAAAUAAACAGUCCUGUGUUAAAGGUUUUUAUUUUUAUUUGCUUAUAAUAAGAAACUGUCUCCUUUAAAUAUGUAUAAAUAUAUAAAGUUGGUAAUUUAUUUGUAUUUAAUAUUGGGAAAAGGUGAGUAGAAUACUGUGAAUACUCAAGGCCAACAAUGCUUAUUGUUUUGCAUACCAACAAUGUGAAUUAUGCCAACUUUUUUUAUCCUGGUCUUUUUUUUCCUGAAUACACCGAGCAGGAGGUUCCAUUUAAAUUCUGAUAAAUACAAAUAAAACAUCUCAAAAUAAUCAUGUCAUACCAUGUGA